Messenger RNA from Cryptosporidium ubiquitum, 1005 nucleotides. Its product is annotated as nucleosome assembly protein. Gene Ontology annotation, molecular function: histone binding; chromatin binding. The transcript has a single exon. NCBI's taxonomy places the organism in Eukaryota, Apicomplexa, Conoidasida, Eucoccidiorida, Cryptosporidiidae. The record is from RefSeq and is a predicted model, not a curated record. Gene Ontology annotation, cellular component: nucleus; chromatin. Gene Ontology annotation, biological process: nucleosome assembly. Bases 1 to 1005 code for a protein of 334 amino acids.
AUGAAUGCUAAUAAUCCAGUAGACAAGAUAGAGGAAAUAGACGAGUUGGAACAACAUUUGUCUGAUGAGAGUAGAGAAUCUCUCAAAAAGCUAAAAGAUAUACAGACAGAAUUUAACACUAUAGAAAAAGAGUAUUUAGCAGAAAUGCGAAAACUCCGCUCAAAAUAUGAAGCUCAGUAUGACCAGAUCUAUACUAAAAGAGAUCAAAUUUUGGAGUCUGGCACAGUUGAGGAAUCUGGAACUCCUGGAUUACCACAAUUUUGGAUUACAGCAAUGAGGAACAGUAGAAUGUUAGGAUCAGCUAUUGAAGAAUAUGAUGUUCCUAUUCUUUCAUAUCUUAAAAAUAUCACUACAGAGUGGACCUCAGAUCAGCAAUCUGGAUUUAUUUUGAAUUUCAACUUUGUUCCAAAUCCUUUCUUUGAAGGUACUAAUAUCAAAAAAGAAUACGUUAUGGUUUUCCUAGAAGACGAUGAACCUCUUUUAAGCAAUACUGUGGUAAGCAAAAUUGAAUGGAAGCAAGGAAAAGAUCCUACUCAAGAGGUUGUUGUCAGGAGGCAAAGACAUAAACAGUCAAAAGAAGUUCGUAUUGUAACAGAAACUGUUCAUAGAGAAAGUUUCUUUAACUUCUUUAAAUCCCUAAAUGUUCCUUCUGAUGAAGAACUUGCAAAAAUGGAUCGUUUUGAUAUUAUGGAACUUGAAUCUACAGUAGAAACUGAUUAUGAAAUGGGUGUCUUUAUUAGGGAUAAACUAAUUCCGUAUUCUCUAUAUUGGUUUACAGGAGAAGCUGUUGAUGAAGAUGACGAACUAGAAGAAGAUGACGAAGGUGAUAUUGUUAAUGUAGAUGAUGAUGAUUCUGAAAGCGAAUCGGAAAGUGGCAGUGAUAGCAAUAUUGGCACUGAUUCUGAUAGUGAGGACGACAGAAACAAUAAAAACGCAAAUCGAAAUAACAAAAAGAAUCUCUUUGGAAACAUGAGCACUGCAAAAUCUUUUAAAAAAACUAAUUAA